GGUGGAGGGCUGGGACUGACAGGUGGUGUCACUUGUGACCCCCCCCACGCCACGCCAAGCCGGGAGUCCCGUGCCUAGCCACCGCGUAACGGAGAGGCGAGCAGGCGGAGUGGUAACCGCUGGGGAGUGUGGUGGUGGUGGGGAAGGGGGUGGACUCCUCGGCAUGACGGCUUCUCCGGCGGCACCGCGCAGCCCCGGUGCGCGUGGUCUCGCGGGGUGGCCCGAGCCGGCGGGGAGCGCGCCGCCACCGCCGCCCUGCAGCAGCAGCAGCGGCGGUGGCUUCGGCGGCAUCGACAGCUCCCUGUCGACGCCGGACUGCAACGCGCUGCGUGCCAAAGCGGAGCAUUCGUUCUUCCUCUAUUACUACUACAGGAUGGAGGACGAGGCCGUGCUGGACCGAGGCGCCUUGUGCCGCAAGCACACCGUGGACGAGGAGGACGUGGAAGGUCACCACGCGGUGUACAUCGGGGUGCACGUGCCCUGCGGCCAGCACAGACGACGGCGGCGCCGGCGAAGGACGAGCCGAGACGCCGACGCCUCGAUCCCGGCCGUCGCCUCCGAGACGCACGCGAACGGCGUCCCGCCGACCCUCCACGGCGUGACGGCUGCCCUCGCGUCUCCCGCGCAACAGCGGCUCCAUCAGCACGAGGCGGCCGCCGUGAGGACGAGCGUGACCCCGUCGCCGGAGGGUCCCGCGGGGCCUCCGCCGCUGCCAUCGCCGCCGGCGCAGGCCCACGACGGCGGCGGAGUCGGCGCGGCCUUCCCCAGGAACGGCGACGUCUUGCGGCCGCUGAGCGUCUCGGAGGAGUACCGCCGGACGGGUGAGGACGGCACCGCAGCCGCGAUGGGCACGUGGCAGGGGGGCGAAGGGCGGGCUCUCUCUCGGGCGUCGCUCGCGAAAGUUGUUGCCGGGUUCGCGUUGGGCGGGGAUUCAAUCGCGGCGCAGGGCAUUGACCGUGGUAGUUAUUUUGAGCUCAGGACAUUACGUAAAACGUGUUCAACGAUCAUAAUAGAGUAAGAUUU
Molecule: messenger RNA, 1023 nt
Organism: Petromyzon marinus (sea lamprey)
Lineage: Eukaryota; Metazoa; Chordata; Hyperoartia; Petromyzontiformes; Petromyzontidae
Source: RefSeq, a predicted model, not a curated record